GCCCGGGGGAGGGAAGGGGAGACGUCAACGAAGACCUGAGCUAGGCAAGGAGGGGCACUAUUCACGUCACCCCACCACCACCACCACCACCACCACCAGCAGCAGCUCUGCAUUAACCUCUUUUCACAGCCCAUUCCAACAGCAGGUUCCUGCUGCGUGCCUCCCGGGAGCCCGUGAAGCAAAACCCAGACUAAACUGGAGAGAUGGUAGCAUUUCAGUUUCUGGCCCCAGUAUCUGAGGAAACCAUGGGAUGGUCAGCAGGGAGGUGGAAAGAGUUCCGGGACUGGAAGAAGAGUGUGCUGUUUGUGUACCCCCCAACACACACACACACACCUGUGGAAACAAGUCACUAGCAGACAUCGGCAUGGCCUUGCGGAAGAUAGCGCUGCUGCUCAAGCCAGACAAGGAGAUUGACCAUCAGGGCAACCACGUGAUAGUCAAGACCCUCAGCACCCUCCGCAACUACAUUCUGGAAUUCGAUGUGGGAGUUGAGUUUGAAGAAGAUCUAAGGAUCGUGGAUGGACGAAAAUGCCAGACCAUAGUAACCUGGGAGGAGGAGCAGCUAGUAUGUGUGCAGAAAGGGGAGGUCCCCAACCGAGGCUGGAGACACUGGCUGGAGGGAGAGAAGCUGUAUCUGGAACUGACUGCAAGGGAUGCAGUGUGCGAGCAGGUCUUCAGGAAGGUCAAAUAGCCAGAGAGGAGCUGAGGGGCCCUCCAGACUGCACCGAUCCCCAGGCUCCUCCUGGGGAGGAGGCUUUGUACCCCUUCAAGCCAGAUUGUUCAGGUCAGCAGUCCCUUUUUUUGGGCCACUUACUCUCCCUCCAGGUCCCUCCUCCCUCCUCCCCAUGUUAAUCUAUAACUUGUAGCCCCCAGGCCAAAGUCUUUUGUCACACUCCACUGCCUCACAUCUGGUUCAAGGUCUGGCCUCCUGGAUGAAAGAAACAGGCAAAGGGGAAAGACCCCUUGAGAACAGUGGAUCUCAACUCUCUUCAUUUCAUUUGGUUUCUUCUUUUCCAUCUAAGAAAGAACUAAGCUUUGAGCAUUUGAGGACUAGUAAGAACUCUUCCUGGUGAAACUUCUGGAAAACUGAGUUGGGUUCAAGAAUGUAAACAGGAGCUACUGGUAGA
Leopardus geoffroyi (Geoffroy's cat) is the source of this 1127-nucleotide messenger RNA. RefSeq names its product retinol binding protein 5 (gene RBP5). Gene Ontology annotation, molecular function: fatty acid binding. The record is from RefSeq and is a predicted model, not a curated record. Gene Ontology annotation, cellular component: nucleus; cytosol. The coding region runs from base 251 to 691 and encodes 146 amino acids. Lineage: Eukaryota; Metazoa; Chordata; Mammalia; Carnivora; Felidae. Gene Ontology annotation, biological process: fatty acid transport. The transcript has 4 exons.